This is a messenger RNA of Acanthaster planci (crown-of-thorns starfish), 2552 nucleotides long. RefSeq names its product DNA polymerase epsilon 2, accessory subunit (gene pole2). The record is from RefSeq and is a predicted model, not a curated record. Gene Ontology annotation, cellular component: epsilon DNA polymerase complex. Gene Ontology annotation, molecular function: DNA binding. Gene Ontology annotation, biological process: DNA-templated DNA replication; error-prone translesion synthesis. NCBI's taxonomy places the organism in Eukaryota, Metazoa, Echinodermata, Asteroidea, Valvatida, Acanthasteridae.
CAUGUAUUAGGAAAUUGGUGGCGCCCUCAAACCGCGGGAAAUCUGGAAAUCUUGGAUCAAGCAAUUGACCCCUGAUCUUACAUGUCUUCUUGCAGUUUGAACUGUAGCCUAGGCCUAGUUUUUUACUAGUAGUAACGUUUCCAGAGUUGUAAGUUCUGUUCAAACUUCAAAUUUACGUUAUCAGGCAGAGAAAAUAGUAACAUGUCAGCAAAAGUAAAAUCUAAAGUGAAUUCAGCAUUCAAGAUGAAUGGCUUGUCUCUGCGCAGUGAUGCCAUCAAGUACUUGGUUGAGGCUCUGGGAUCAGUGGAUGAUGUACGUGAGAGAGAUGACUGCUUGGAGCGAAUCAUUGAAGCUGUCCAGAAGCAGCCGUUGGCAUCAUCGCUGGUAUCCAUGGAAACACUCAAGGCAGCCAUAGAUGAGUGCAAUGAGGGAGAGGUAGAAGAGAGCGAGAGGGCGUUUGCUGUCAUCGAUGCCUUCACCGUCCCCAGGUUCACAUACAACCAUGACAGAAAGAAAUUCCUCAAGAACAACUUGAUUCCCUGCCUCCAUCCUGGUGCCCAGGCUAAAGCUGACCUAUUCCUUGAGCGUUACACAUUGCUACACCAACGGACGUCCCGCCACAGUCUGUUCACUCCACCAGUGCCUGGGGCUAUCACAGAUAACAACACCAGGAAAUUUCAGCUUAAACCUGUGGAAUUUCUGUUGGGAAGCACUGCUAAACUGGGAGAAAUUAUCGUGCUGGGCAUGCUCACUCAACUCAAAGAGGGCAAGUUUUUCCUGGAAGAUCCCACUGGAGCUGUUCAGCUUGACCUCAGCAAAGCACAGUUCCACACCGGUCUGUUCACCGAGAACUGUUUUGUGUUAGCAGAGGGGUGGUAUGAGGACCAGGUCUUUCACAUCACAGCGUUCGGUUUCCCUCCCCCCGAAUCAGCAGAGGCUACCAGAGCAUAUUUUGGCAGUGUGAACUUCUUUGGGGGUCCCUCUUCAACCUGUGCUAAGUCCUCAGCCAAGCUCCUGGACAUAGAGAAAGACAACGAGGAUGCCAUGUUUGUUUUUGUGUCGGACAUCUGGCUGGACCAGCUGCGAGUCCGUGAGAAGCUCAACACGCUCUUCAACGGCUACUCAGAGAUGCCACCAACCUGUUUUGUCUUCUGCGGGAGCUUUACCUCCAAGCCGUACGGGAGCAACCACGUCAAAACUCUGCGAGAGUCACUACAAUCUCUUGGUGACAUGUUGGCAGAGUAUCCCACCCUGCUUCAGAGCAGUCGGUUCAUCUUUGUUCCUGGACCGCAAGAUCCCGGACCAGCGGCAAUUCUGCCUAGGCCUCCCAUUCCAGAAGUGAUCACGGAAGAGUUUUGUCGUAAAGUCCCUUCCGCCAUAUUCACUACAAACCCAUGCAGGAUACAGUACUGCACCCAGGAGAUUGUUGUGUUUCGAGAGGACAUCGUCAUGAAGAUGUGCCGGAACUGCAUCCGUUUCCCGGACAACAGUGCAGAAAUUCCCAAUCACUUUGUCAAGACGGUAGUGUGCCAGUCCCAUCUCUGCCCUCUCCCCCUCCACGCAUCCCCGAUCUACUGGUCCUACGACAAUGCCAUGAGACUCUAUCCCCUGCCAGAUCUGGUCGUGUUUGGGGACAAGUACGACCCCUUCACCAUCAGCAACGCAAAUUGCAAGUGUACCAAUACGGGUUCUUUUUCCAAAAGCGGUUUUGGCUUUAAGGUGUACUACCCCCAAACUAAGGAGAUCGAGGACAGCAAAAUUGAAGAUGACUAAAAGGCAGACCCAAACGAGGCAAUUUGUCCCAGCCACAACCUCUAAUGCUGUAGCUCCUCGUUGCUGAGCCUAACCUUGUGUGCUUGCUUGUUAACGUUGAUGCCCAGGAUACAAGUUUCUCACCGUAGGACUCAUUCAUGGCUGUCACAUUUAACUUCGCUGAAGGUUAUUUUGUAAGAGGUACAUGGUGCUGGGGUGAGAUUGUCAGCAUUUUUUCAUCCGGUUUUUUUUCCAAUUUCAGGAAAUUUAAAUCUUUUUUGAAACUGAGUUUACAAUUAAGAUUGUUUUUGUGUACACUAUAAAAAUUGACAUAGAAUGCAAGAAAUAGAUAUAUUAAGGGGUGCCUGUAGGCAAAUAUAAAUUUACACGUAAACUAUAGACCUUCAGUUGCUGUGGGCUCUUAAAACCUCCGAUGGUAAUUCCGUGGAUAUGUAAUUACCUCCAGUCUCACCCCAGAUGGUGGAAGACGUGUAAAGCAUACAUAACCAGGAAUAAUCAACAACAGCCUUGUUAGCAACAUACCAUUGUCUUUUGUUAGCAAACUCUUCAUUUUGAAGGCCUGGUCUUGAUGAAUUGUGGCCUUAUUUAAGGUCACAGCCUGUAGACAUCUUUGUCUCACUCAAUUGAAAUCUUUUAUAAGACCAUGAAGCAUUAAAGAUGCAGAUGCCAAUUCGUGAACCGGUGGAUUUUUGUACUUUUUUCCCCAUGAAUUACUCGAAGGGUUUGUCUGUAAAUACAGUCAAAUCUCGUGAAUAAGAGGUCUUAUGGACUAGGCAAAU